AUGACCCACGCCGAGCUCAUUUUCGUCCCAUCGCCUGGCAUGGGCCAUCUCAUACCGAUGGUCGGGAUGGCCAAGCUGCUUGUCGACCGUGACCCACGCCUCUCUGUCACCGUCCUCAUCAUGAGGCUUCUGUUCGACUUCGAUGUCGAUUCAUACACAAACUCGCUCGCCACCACUGGGGCCGCUGCCCGCAUCCGCUUUGUUCAUCUCCCACGUGAGAACGCCAACACUGUCAUCUCCUCGGGCAAUUUUCGCACCCAUUUUAUUGAAAGCAACAUGCCCCUCGUCAAGCAGGCUGUUGCCAAGAUCGCCGACUCAGCCGGCUCAACCAGGCGGCUUGCAGGGUUCGUUCUUGACAUGUUCUGCACCACCAUGCUUGACCUGGCGGAUGAGUUCGGAGUACCAUCCUAUAUCUUCUUCCCGUCAAGCGCUGCUUUCCUCGGCAUGAUGCUGCACCUCCAGUCACUCCAAGACGAGCACAACGUGGACGUAGCUGAAUUCAAGGAUGCGGCUGGCGAACUGGACAUCCCGAGUUUCAUGAACCCUUUGCCAGCCAAGGUCUUACCCUCCGUGGUUCUUAUGAAGGAGGCGAUCGGACCGUUUCUGGAGCACGCCAGGAGGAUGAGAGCGGCCGCAGGCAUUGUUGUAAACACGUUCGACGAGCUUGAACCUCAUGCAAUAAGGUCCUUAGCAGGCCUAGGGGCGCCCGUGGUGUAUCCAGUUGGGCCAAUAUUAAAUCUGAAGGGUGAGAUAAAAAAGAAGGCUAACAGCGGAGGCGAUGACAUCAUGGAGUGGCUCGACGGGCAAUCACCUUCAUCGGUGGUUUUCCUAUGCUUCGGGAGCAUGGGGAGCUUCGGCGAGGACCAGGUGAAGGAGAUGGCUUGCGCGCUGGAACGUAGUGGACAACCCUUCCUGUGGUCCCUGCGGCGGCCCUCGCCAAAGGGCAAGGUUGAAAUCCCUCGUGACUACAUGGACCCCGCGGAGGUCUUGCCCAGAGGGUUCCUAGAUCGGACAGCUGGCUUCGGGAAAGUGAUUGGGUGGGCCCCACAGAUUGCGGUCCUAGGGCACCCAGCAAUUGGGGGGUACGUGUCGGGCUGCGGAUGGAACUCCACCCUAGAAAGCAUAUGGUUCGGGGUGGCCAUGGCCACAUGGCCCUUGUACUCGGAGCAACAGCUCAAUUCGUUCGAGCUAGUAGUGGAGCUGGGCCUCGCAACGGAAGUCAGGAUGGACUACAGGAGGGAUUUCAAGAUGGAGACCAAUGCCGUAGUGAUGGCGGACGAAAUAGAGGGCGUAAUAAGGAAGUUAAUGAGGGAGGUUGGCGGUGAGAGAUGGAGAAAGGUGAAGGAGAUGAGCGAGAAGAGUAGGAAGGCGUUGGUUGAGGGUGGCCCUUCCUAUUUGUCUUUGAGUCGUUUCAUUGAAGACAUCUUCAAUAAUAUGCCUUGA
This is a messenger RNA of Rhodamnia argentea, 1443 nucleotides long. RefSeq names its product anthocyanidin 3-O-glucosyltransferase 2-like. The coding region runs from base 1 to 1443 and encodes 480 amino acids. Gene Ontology annotation, molecular function: UDP-glycosyltransferase activity. NCBI's taxonomy places the organism in Eukaryota, Viridiplantae, Streptophyta, Magnoliopsida, Myrtales, Myrtaceae. The record is from RefSeq and is a predicted model, not a curated record. The transcript has a single exon.